AUGCCCUUCACUACCUCUCUGACUUUGCUGCGACUUAUGAGAAUUCUCAAGAGUCGCACCAAUAUAGCUUUGCCUUCUCUCCCUCGACUCGACGCGCUCUUUGAUGCUUACCCUCUUUUUCCACCCUCUCGUCUCCCUGUUGCCCUCCCCCACCCACUUCUGCAGCACAGCAAGGCAUCAUCGCCACCUCCUUCCUCAGAGAUCACCGAGGCCCUUCACUACCUCUGUGACUUUGCCUUCUCUCUCUCAACUCAAUCUUUGACCCUCUUUUCCUCCUCCUCGUCUCCCCAUUGCUCUCCCCACAGCCAGCUUCUGCCUCUGAGAUUAUUGAAGCCCUCCAAUACCUCUGUGACUUCGCCUUCUCUCUCGACGCGCUCAAAGCGAACACCGAUGCAGUCAGCAGCAACGGUGAAUGUUCAGGGGAAGAUUCUUCAAACGAAGCUGGAGGAAGUUGCGUGGAAGUAUCUCUGGGGCGCGUAUCUUGGAGGAAGGGGGUGUGCUCGUGCUGCUGCUGCUGCUGCUGCUGCUGCUGCUGUUGCUGGUGGUGGUGGUACUGGUGGUGAUAAUACUGCUGGUGGUGAUAGGACUAGCAGGAGCAGGGGUAGCAGAAAUAGAGGCAGCAACAGUGGUAGCAGCAGUGAUGGUUUGCCACCCUGCCCUGUGUGUGAUUGUGGAGUCAAGCCGGGCAGGGGAAAACAAUCUGGGUGCCCGUUGUGGGACGGGCUGCUUGGCCAGAAAAUGAAUUUCGGGCAGGUGCUGCUCGAAGAGAUUCUUGCGGUGCAUGGAGUGAGCUCGGGCAGCACGGGCAGCAAAGAUGUGGAUGGCGUGGCGUGGAUCCCUCUGCUUCGGGCAGUUGAUGCUUCUUUUGGUCUUCGGUCAGCAAUCUAUGAAGAGAAAAUGAAAGGCAAGCUUCCCCUCGACAACACACAGUUCGAUACAAUCUCCGACAUAAUCGGCCCUCCAAUCACCCUGCCACCACCCCUCACUUCUGUUUUCGUUUUGUUUUCUUCCGUCUUUCCUGCAGGCAAGCUUCCCCUGGAUAACACGCAGUUCGAUACGAUCUCGGACAUAAUAGGCCCUCCAAUCACCCUGCCACCACCCCUCACUUCCUCCUCCUCCUCUGACCCAUCCACUACCAGCAACACCACAGCAGCGAACCACCCCCCUUCAGCAGAAGACUUCCCCUCCCUCACUCCCUCCCUCUCUGCCUCCGCUGAUGCUGAGUCAGCAGCCCUCGAGCAAUCCAAGAUCUCGCUCGUGCGAGAUAUUUUCCCGGAUUUCGGGGAGGGCUUUGUGGGUGCGUGUUUGGAGGCGUAUGGGGGGGAUGCAGAGGCGGUGAUUCAGCAUGUACUGGAGGGGAGUUUACACCCGGAUUUAGCUAAGUUAGACACUCAGCUGAAGGUGAAGCCAGGGAAGGCUGGUGCGGGUGGUAAGGGGGAUGCUGCUGCUGCUUCUGGUGCUGUUGGUGCUGCUGGUGCUGUUAGUGCAGCUGGUGGUGGUGCUGCAAGUGGGGCAGCAGGUAAAGGAAAGGGCAAGGCAGUGGUUGCAGAGGGAGGAGAGGAGGACGAGGAGGAUGAGGAAGGGGGUGCAAGGGGGUGGGGAGGGGUUGUGGACCAGCAGAGAGAGGUGGAGAGGAAGCUGAGAGGAGAAGGGUCCAGUGCGGUUGGGGAGGGUGGGAGCUCGUGGGCAGGCAUUGCAAAAACUACCACCACACCCACUACAGCCCCUGCUACAGCCGCUGCUACAGCCGCUGCCUCUGCUGCUGCUCCUGCUGGUAGGUUCGUCCGGAGCAAGAGGGAGGAUGAGUCGGUGGAAGAGGAGGUUUGGAAGCGAGGUUCGGCAGCAGGCACGGGGAGCAGGAGGGAGCAGGAGGCAGUGAAGCGGUUUGUGUUUGAGUCGCAGUUUGAGUACGACGAUGAGUAUGACGACUCAUUUGAUGAGCUGGAAGGGUAUGACGUGGCAGGAGGUGCGGGGAGCAGUGAGGUUGAGGAGGUGGGGACGAGGUUUGCUGCACGCGCUGCUGCUGGUGGUGCUGGUGGUGCUGGUGGUGCUGCUGGUGCUGGUGGUGCUGUUGGUGCUGGUUUGAAGGGGCAGCAGGUGCAGCAGCAGGGGUUGCAUGGGGGGAGCAGAGGAGGAGGAAGAGGUGGAGGAGGAGGAGGAGGAGGAGGAGGAAGAGGGGGAGGGUGGUCAGGCGGAGGGGGGUUAGGGGCGAGUGGUGGAGGGUUGGAGGAGGAAGGGGAGGAAUUGGGCCAGGAGGUGGGGGGAGAGGUUGGAGAGGAGGGAGAGGAGGAAGAGGAGGAGGUGGGGGAGGGCGGGGAGGAGGGGGAAGGGGAGGGAGAGCUGGGAGGGGAGGGGGGAGGGGAGGGGGAAGUGGAAGAGGGUGGGGUGGUCAGGAAGGUUCUGGGAGCCGUGGUGAUGGUGCUGCUGCUGCUGCUGGCGGUGGCAGUGGCAGUAGUGGAGGGGGAGGAAGAGGACAGUCAUUCUUCUGCAGGUUGGAUCCAGGGGAGGUUCAUCUGGUGGCUCUGGGGGAGGUUCUUUCGCCAGGCCCACAGCCGCGUCUACCACUAG
Messenger RNA from Closterium sp. NIES-65, 2568 nucleotides. NCBI's taxonomy places the organism in Eukaryota, Viridiplantae, Streptophyta, Zygnematophyceae, Desmidiales, Closteriaceae. The record is from the annotation of a GenBank genome assembly.